AUGGCCUCUCUAAAGCUGCCCUUCUCACCAGAUAACAACCCUUUUGAGUCCAAGAAACUGAUAUCCGCUUUAUAUUCCUCAAAUUUUGCUUCAAGUUCCCUCUUUUCGGGGUAUGUGUGCACAAGCGGGGCAAUUUAUGUGAAGCCCUUUUGUAAACUGAAGCACUAUAGGGUUGCUAGGUUGAAGGAUGAGCCUUCGAACACAUCUGAGGCUAACUCGGAUGGUAUUUUAACCGAUAGCCGGAGAAAUGUGGCUGACGAGGGUAAUUUGACUACCGAAAGCCAAGAUUUUCUUGAUAAAGGGAGAGUGAAUACCUGGAGAAGGUCCCGGGGUGCUAAGAGAGUGAGAGGAAGCACCAAAAGUAGUUCAAGUGUUUAUAAAAAUGUCAGCAGAUAUAAGAAAAGAGAAAGUUCCAUGGAUGAUUUAGAUUUUGAUAGCAUCAGGCCUGAGUUGAGCUCCAGACAAUGUAAUUUGAUCCUACAGCAGCUCGAGAGAAGUGAUGACAGCAAAGCUUUGAGGUUUUUCGAGUGGAUGAAAGUAAACGGGAAGUUGAGAAGGAAUUCGCCCGCCUGUAAUUUGAUUCUGAGAGUCUUGGGUAGAAAAUCGGACUGGGACGGGGCAGAAGCUCUUGUUAAGGAGAUGGUCAGUGAUUUGGAUUGCGAGCUUACUUUUCGGGUUUUCAAUACCCUCAUAUAUGCUUGUUACAAGAGUGGGCUCGUGGGUUGGGGCAGUCGUUGGUUCAGAAUGAUGUUGGAUUAUAAUGUCGAGCCGAAUGUUGCCACUUUCGGGAUGCUUAUGUCUCUUUAUCAAAAAUGUUCUGUUGUUGAGGAGGCAGAGUAUACGUAUUCCCUGAUGAGGGAUCGAAAAAUUACAUGCCAAUCUGCUUAUUCGGCUAUGAUCACGAUUUAUACGCGCAUGGGCUUGUAUGAAAAAGCAGAAAUUGCCAUUGGCUUCCUGAGAGAAGACCGAGUAGUUUUAAAUCGAGAGAAUUGGUUGGUAGUGCUAAACGCUUAUUGCCAGCAGGGCAAGUUAAGGGUUGCCGAACGGGUCUUUUGUGAGAUGAGCGAAGCUCGUUUUUUGCCCUGUUUAGUUGCGUACAACACUAUGAUUACUGGAUAUGGGAGAAUUUCAGAAAUGGAUUGUGCAGAAACGAGCUUCCGAAAACUUACAGAAAUCGGUUUUGUACCCAAUGAGACGACAUAUAGGUCGUUGAUCGAAGGCUGGGGUCGAGCGGGCAAUUACGAGAAGGUGAAGUUUUACUAUAAUGAACUCAAGAGGCUCGGGUUUGAGCCGUAUUCGUCAAACUUGAACACUUUGAUAAGAUUGCAGGCCAUGCAUGAAGAUGAAGAGGGUGCCGUAAAGACAAUCGACGAUAUGAUGAUGAUUGGUUGUCAAAAAUCCUCGAUUUUUGGAAUUGUUUUGCAGGCGUACGAGAAAGCUAAUAGACUUGAAAAGAUGGCUUUGGUAUUGGAAGGUCCUUUAUAUGAUCAUGUUCUCAUAAAUCAGACAUCAUGCACAAUUCUUGUAACAGCGUAUGUAAAAAAUUGUUUGAUCGAUAAAGCAAUUAAAGUGCUGACCGAGAAGAAGUGGGUGGACCCCAUGUUCGAGGAGAACUUGUACCAUCUCCUAAUAUGUUCGUGCAAGGAUUGGGGCCGUCUCGAAAAUGCCAUCCGAAUAUUCACCAGCAUGCCAAAACCUGCUAAGCCGAAUUUGGGCAUCUACUGCACCAUGAUAGACAUCUACAGUAAAACGGGCGUUUUUUCUGAAGCCGAGAUGCUUUAUGCUCGACUGAAAGCCUCGGGUGUCAAAAUGGACAUGAUAGCCUUUAGCAUCGUAAUCAGAAUGUAUGUCAAGUCUGGUGCUCUGAAAGAGGCUAGCAAAGUUCUUGAAAUAAUGGAUGAACAGAAGAAUAUCGUGCCUGAUGUUUAUCUUCUUCGGGAUAUGUUCCGCAUAUACCAGCAGCUUGGCAUGGAUGAUAAGCUGUCGAACUUGUAUUAUAAAGUCUUGAAAAACGGCGAGAUUUGGGACGAGGAAAUGUAUAAUUGUGUUAUAAACUGUUGUGCUCGUGCAUUGCCUGUGGAUGAGCUCACGAGGCUCUUUGACGAAAUGAUUAGUCGAGGGUUUUCCCCAAACACCUUCACCUUCAACGUCGUGCUUAAUGCUUACGGAAAAUCGAAGCUGUUUGAGAAGGCGAAAAGGGUAUUCGGAAUGGCUAGGAAACGGGGAUUGAUCGACGUCAUAUCUUACAAUACCAUAAUCGCCGCUUAUGGGAGAAAUAAAUACGUAAAGAAUAUGUCUUCGGCCAUCAAGAAAAUGCAAUUUGACGGUUUUUCGGUUUCGGUUGAAGCCUAUAACUGCAUGCUUGACGCGUACGGGAAGCAAGGCGAGAUGGAUAAAUUCAAAAGCGUUUUGCAGAUGAUGAAGGCAUCUAAUUGUUCGCCCGAUAACUAUACUUAUAACAUCUUAAUCAACAUAUACGGCCAACAAGGGUUGAUCGAAGAAGUUGGUGGCGUGUUGAUGGAAUUGAAGGAGUGUGGGGUGAGUCCCGAUUUGUGCAGCUACAACACGUUGAUAAAAGCGUAUGGGAUUGCGGGUUUGGUCCAGGAUGCAGUGGAUUUGGUCAAGGAGAUGAGAGAAAAUCAAGUCGAGCCGGAUAAGAUAACUUAUCACAAUCUAAUUUCUGCAUUGAAGAGGAAUGAUAUGUUUCUUGAGGCUGUAAAGUGGUCCCUGUGGAUGAAGCAGAUGGGCUUUUAA
Messenger RNA from Striga hermonthica, 2754 nucleotides. NCBI's taxonomy places the organism in Eukaryota, Viridiplantae, Streptophyta, Magnoliopsida, Lamiales, Orobanchaceae. The record is from the annotation of a GenBank genome assembly.